CCUUGAAUCUACUUGUGGCCACUGAAUGGUUUAUCUUGCUGCCUGCUUGUCCCUUCCUCUCCAAUUCUUCAAUACGUUCAAGCCAUCUCUCCUCAUCUUUCACGUCCCUACAUUUCAUCAUCCGAAAGGUUUUGCAUCUAUUUUCCCAUUUUAACGUAUUACGAUCACUCUAAAUGCCGCCUGCUCAAGGCACAAGGGGCAUAGCACGUUCUGAGCAUAACCAUCACCUAGAGGAUGAACACAGGCGCACUCAUACAUUUGGACAGGGACACGGACCAGCAGCAGCAGUAGCUCAUGAGCCUGUGCAGACGUACACCAGCAUGUCACAGAAGGACCGUCCUGGUCAAGAGCGAUUGAAACGAAAGAUCUCUUCCAAGUUACACAUUCCUGCAGCAGGCACGGACACACUUGGUACAACUAGAAUAAUAGACACAGCUUCCGGCUUCAGGAAUCCUUCUCACCUGACAUCUCAGCAAAGUGGUAGCAGCAACAGCAACAGCAGCAGCAAUAAAGCUGAUACCGACUAUAUGAAGGGCAUUCAGACAUCUGGCUUGGCGUCAGCGUCAGUUUCUUCUAAACCACAGAGGAAUCACCACUAUCAAAGUUUUCCACAAAAAUCAACCACAAUUGUACCAGUUCCAGAGACUUCCCAGAAUAAUAGCAGCGCCUUUACCUUCAACCGUGGCGGUAGUGAGACUGUGCGCAUAGCCAAUGACACAACAAUUACCCCGAAAGCUACAAAAACAGGAAAUCUAAGGGCUGCCCCGGACAAGGAUCUAGAAAGAGAGAAUAGAGAAAGAGGCAGAGAUACAGAUGGGGAUACAGAUAGGGACAUAGAUGAUAACCGUUACUAUCGCAAAGCACGGGACCCUAUGUCACCUUAUUUUCGGCGCGAUGAUGGCUUCAAUCAGGACCUUCAGGCAACUGUGAGACAGCACCACUAUCAUCGGAUCAAGAGGCGACUAACACCAGCGGAGGAGGAAAACAGAGGUAUUGAUAAUGAUAGACACCAAGGUCGAGAGCUAGAUCACAAUCAUGCAGGAACAGUCUCCCCAUCUUCCCGAUUGUCGCAUGUCGAUAGCAAAAAGGAAGGAAUGAUGAUAAAUCACAACCAAUCCACCAAUCGAGCACAAAUACUACACAGCAACAGUAGCAAUGGCGUUGGGGUAAUUGCUAACAUGGGUAAUGACAAUAAAAGAAAGGAGGGUGAAUGUCUAACUAUUCGUGAUAUUCUCGACAGUCAAGAGCUAAGAGAUCAAUUGUCAGAAUUACGACGAUCCCAGAACAGCAAUUCCGACUCACGGCAACGAUUACAGCCACAGCAGCAAUAUAAGCAGCGUAUAGAAGAAUCAGCAGUUAACGUAGUAGAAGGAGCAGGAGCAGCAGCAGAAGCAGCAUUGACAUCACGUAUAUGUGCUAAUAGUGCCACUAUAGAUGAUAAUACGGAUGAAUCUAUACUGGAGCGGAAGUCUCGGCCAAGGUUGAGCUCUUUUGGCCAGGGCUCUUCUCCUUUAACAAGAGCCGACUUUGCAAGACAACCACCUAUAUCAAAUCCGCAAAAGACAUUUACUUCAGCCGUCGUUACUGGGAGCCCUGAGAGUCGCAUGGAGCAUGGAACUGUAUUGCCAACAGAAAGGCAGCGACGGGACCUAUAUCAUUCAUCAUAUUCACCAUCAGAUUUCUCGCCAAAUGAAGGCAAUGAUAAUGAUGACGAUAGUGCGGAGGAGGAGUAUGACCAAGACACAGUAGAGCUACAGCCAGGCGCAACAGCUGUUAAAGCGCCUCUAAAAAAUGACAUGAACUCCGCACAUAGCCCUAAGAAUAUUCUGUCAUCUGCGCCAAAGCAACCUCAACUAACUCUUAGUAAUUUCAAUACUAUUAAUAACAAGUUGAAAAAGGAUGAUCGCUUGGGUGGUCUUGAGUAUGAUAGUGGUGAGCUUUCAUUUGAGCGAGAGGUGGCAAUUGCGCGUGCGAAGCGAGAAUUAGGGAUGUCAGCAUCAACAGACAAUAAACGCGUGGUUGAGCAUGUAGCACUGAAGCCAAUAACAGAAACAGCUCUUGGUAAGCCGACAUCACCCAUGGACAACAGCAACAACUAUAUUGUCACCCCUCGAACCACUGCUAGUCGACUGGAUCAUGGACGGGAUUUAGUAUUGGAAGACCUAGUAUCACCUACACGGUAUGAUUUUAUAUCGCGGCAACGACAACAGCAACAACAGCAACAACAGCAACGGCACCUGAAAAUACCAGUGGAUUCGACACUGAUUGCAAAAGAUGGGCCGAAGUGGCGAAGCUCCCCUGGGUUUCCGCCGCUUUCUACAGCAGAGGACCUAUCCAAAUUGGAUAUUGCAGAAAAUCGAUUUAUGGAGCUUGCUGGGUCCUUAGGUGAAGGACAAGCGGUAUCCUCUCUCCUCGGAACUCUUAAAGCUAUGAUUCGGCAACUCAAGAGUGAAAAGAGGUCAAUUACAAAAGCGAACAAGAAGCUAUUGAAAGAGUUGGAGCGCCAACGGAAGAAAAAUGAAAAGCUUUCAAAAGCUACUGCUGUUGCCUCGUCUCCAUCAAGACGGGCCAAGGGACAGGCAUUCCAGAUGGGGACGACUGUCACUCGACCGGAAAAACAGGAAAUUAAAAAAACUGCUGGAAUUCAACGAGAAAAGGAUCAAGUUCAAAAGGAGCUUGAAUCUCUUCAAAAGCGGAUAGAUGCGCUAGAACUGCAAAGAGCUGAAGUACAAAAAUGUGAGAGGAGAUAUGCAGCUGAGGAAGCCGACCUCCUCUUCCUGAUGAACUCUAGCGAUGAUGAUAAUGAGGAGGAGACUGAAUCAGACAGUGAUGAUGGUAGUGGUAGUAGCAGUGAAGACCAAGAGAGUGAACAAGAAGUUUCUGAUGUUGACGCUCAGUCCAGAAGGAUUUCUGUGUAUCGAAGGCCUGGUCGCGGCUCAGACCGUCGUGGUGCUAGAGACCUACAAGUGUCACCACAGGCACAUAGAGCUUCUUCUACCAAGAGACCAUCUAUGAUAAGAGGCUCAUCGGAUUCGUCUUCCAAAAUCAGAAAAGAAAAGAAGUAUCGGGUGUUAAGAGAGCAUGAUCAUCUCGACACCUUUGAGCUGUCCGGAGGACAGGAACAGCCAUCAUCGUUGAGAGGCAGAAGUAGAAGUGUGAGUAGAGGCGCUCGCUCCAAGUCGAUGAAUCCAGAAUCGCGUCGUUUCGUCGAGAAAGUGGAGGAAGUUCAUAUUCAUCACCAUGUACAUUAUGGCCCAGACGGCAAGGAGAUGUCAAUACCAGCGACGAUUUUGCGGUCCAAGACGAAUGAACUGGAUGGAAACGGAGAGGCUCCGUCUCAGCUACAACAGGAAGAUUGUCACCAUCAUGGCCAGCGGUCAUUAGAAGACCUCGAAGAAGGAGUACACCGUCUUCAGAUCGGCACACCUUUCAAACCUCAUUCGCGUAAACCAGCAGGUCAGAAUCAUCACUACUUGUUGGAUAUUCCCAUGCCAUCUAUAAGAGGUGGUACUUUUUUGAGUCAGUCAUUGCCUGGACAGGGAUCACACCUUGAUAAGAACCUAGGCUCUCCACGUCCUAAGCACACCAUCGAUCGUCUUACGCACACUAUCAAUGGUUUGGACAUUGACUCCCAAACGAAUGUCAGAAUCAGAGAUAGUAACAACAGUAGGAAUACUAAUUGUAUUAAGCAUAAGGGUGAUGAAAAUAAUGACGAUGAUGAUAGGAGUGCAUACCCCGCUAUUCGAAUGCGUUCAAAAUUUCAACAGCCAAGGUCUAUGUCUUUGUCUCGGCGUUUGCAAGACGACAUCAAAUCCGGCAGAAAACGUGCUCGAGCGCUAGCCGCUGCAUUGACAGAUCCUUCCCCGGGACAAAAGAAAAUCUCGAUUGAUGUACAGCGGAUCCUAUCAUUGCUCAAGACUCACGAUCCGAGACGGUGCACUGUGUGCUGCAAUGGAGGUAAUGGAACUGAGAUUGAAAAGCACCAUCACCAUCAACAGAUGCAGUUUGAAGAAGAUGAUCGCUCGCAACAGUAUCAGCGUCAGCAACAUUCUCGAUCAGCUCUAUUGGCGCGAUCGGCCCAUGAUACCAGGAACGUCAAACCAUCCACCACUACCACCAUCCGACGGGAACAAUUGCGCCCGACUGCACCACCAACACUAGUAGUAUCAAGCUCAGCCUUAAACCCAAGUUCAAAGCGCGCAAAAAGUAAUGGCGACAAUAAUCAACACACGAUCACCUCGGAUGAUGAUGCUGACAAUAUCGGAUCAGAAUCAGAGGUAGGAGCAUCGCUGUCAUCUAUUUCAGACGAUAAUCAGCGCUCUAUUGCAGCCAACGGUGGGCAUGGCGAGCCUUCGCCAACUUAUCAAAGAUCGGGAUCGCGAGAACAUCCGCAUAGAGGUCAACUAGAACAGCAGGGACAGCAAGAAGGGCUGGCCCUUGCGUCCAUUCGGACCAAAAAGGAGUCGACACGAUCAGAUGGAUUUCAGACCCCAGAGCAAAAGCUUAGUGUUGUCCUUGGACAGCUGGAAAACGAAGUGAAGCAUUUGCGGAAAUCUUACUUCGAGCUCUCUAAAGACCUUAAGACAUUGAGCCAAACCUCUAUCAAUAUGGAGGAUGGUAUUGCAGGUGAUGGUAGCGGUAGCAACAGUCGGAACACCAACGAUAGCAAAAAGGACCUAGUUAUGGUAUCAUCAUCGUUGUCAUCAUACCCAAAGCUGGUUGCAAAAACUGAAUCACGCUCAGAAGUAUUGGAGGAACAAUUGCGGCAGAAAAAGAAAAUUCGGAAACAACUUGAAGAAGUGGCGGAUAGUUUAGCAGAGAAGGCUGAUCUGAUAAUGCGCCUCCAACAACAGUAUAUUAAGCAACGUGAGAAGGAGCAACAGCGGCAAAAUGGUCGACAAGAUAGGAGCCAGGGUCGGGGGCAAGAUCGGGAAAUAAAACCAACUGAUUACGAACGCGAUGGCGAUAGAAAUUCUGCCCAUAUGAAGGGGAAGAGGCAAGCGUCCUUGUCACGGGUUGGUAUUCGGCACAAGGAUGAAGAAGCUGCUUAUCCAAUGCAGGAUAAAGAGGAGCCUCAGAUGAUAAAGAAAAUGACUGAGGAGGAUACUUGUAAGCUGAUAGAGGAACAAGGUUCUACCGGUGAAUAUGGGGACCUGAACGAUAACCAGGACCUUGUACGAUCGCAUCGACAUCACCAAAACCGCCAGCGCAAAUAUCAUUUAGAAAAGCAUCAUCUUCAACUAGGUGAAGUAGAGGUGGGGGAGCAAAGAAGAGAUAAUGAGCAAGGUCUGGAAGGCCUGGAGAGUGAAGAGCAGAAGAAGCAGAAGCAGCCGGCAAAAAAGUCUGGGCUUAAAGAAGAGCCUGAGGGAUAUCGCCAUCGCCUCGCUAAUGGAAUUCGCGUUCCUAUGCGUAAGAUCCACUGAGUCCAAUAUGGGAAGAUGUACUCCACACACUAUGGCAUUAUAAUAUACAUAUAAUACGCAAAACAUUAAUUCAUCAUCAUUUACUGGACAACCUUCAAAGUGAC
This is a messenger RNA of Lobosporangium transversale, 5527 nucleotides long. RefSeq lists its product as hypothetical. The transcript is spliced from 4 exons. Lineage: Eukaryota; Fungi; Mortierellomycota; Mortierellomycetes; Mortierellales; Mortierellaceae. The coding region runs from base 174 to 5423 and encodes 1749 amino acids. The record is from RefSeq and is a predicted model, not a curated record.